UCCGAAUCCAACCCAAAUUCGUAUCCGGUUCAGCCUCAAAUCCUUGCCGCGCUCUUACCCUCCUUUUUUUCCGAAGCGGACACAAACUUGUCUUUCCCCGUAGAAAUCAAAUUGAGGAAUGUUUAGAAAGCCAGAUGAAUUUGAACAGAGUCAGUGUUGGGGUACCAUUUAGUUCUGGAGGAACCUGCUUAUUCCAGGAGGCAUCAGAUCUCCUCCAGCUUAAUACCACAGGUUCACAACAGCGUGAGAAACAAAAUGAUAAUCAGAUUGAGUGGACCAAUGAUCAAACAAGGGUUCCUGUGAAUGGAAUGAUUGGAAAUAGAAUCAAGAGUUAUAUGUGGAAAAGGAAUUUGGACAUGGGCAAGCAGAUGUUCAACAAUUUGCCUGACUUGAGUAGUCAGCCAUCAGUAGAUGCAGUUUGUAAGGAUCAUGUGGGAGAGAUACCUUCACAUGAAUAUCAAAACUUAUUCCAGCAAGAAGCAUAUAAUCCACAAGCAUGGCAGCAUGAGGCACUUUGUUGCAGUUCAAAUUUGCAAUCUGUACAUCAUGAUCACUUAACGGCUUCUUGUUUGACUGACAGUUUACUCCAAACAGCAUUAUCAGCUAAUAAGCCAGGUGAAUUGGGAGAAGUACUUUCCUCGGCCGGUGUGUCAUAUAUUUCCAAAGAGAUUGUUGAUUCUCCUGAGCCAUUCUCAUCUGUUACUGUAUGUUCCGAAGGAGAAUGGAAUGCCAAUAAGGAACCCUAUGAAGAUGGACUAACAUAUUCAGAUAACGGUUUUCUAAGUAUCUCCGAGUCAGUAUCAAAAAGUCUAAUUAAGCCGCAGUAUUCCGAUGAAGUUGAAUUCAAUCUCAGAAACUGUGGAAGAUACCUGGAGACUAAUCAGAAUAUUUAUCAUGACAACGUUCCAGCAUUAUAUGGACAAAGUGUAGAUUCGUCUCAUCUGAAUCGUUGGCCUUCAGAAUCGGAAGUUAAUUGGUUUUCUAAGGACUACACUUUGCCAACUGCAAUGUCUUAUCAGCUGCCUAAUUCAAGAUCAUAUGGGUAUUUGGUGGAGCAAGAUGCUACUAUGAAUAAUGUAUCAAGACAAAGAUCGAGUUUACCCAGUGUAUUCCAGCCUUUCCCAGAGCAGUUACCUAGUAUUCAGCAACGUGAUCUUCAUCAACUUCAUACUGGUUCUUCAAAUGGGUCUGACUGUGAUGUUCAUCCAAUCGGAUCUGCAAACCUUUCAAAUUCAGAUAAUUUGUCUUUACAUGAUAUUCUUGCUUUAUACAUCAAUUACAAUAGUGGAGUAGUAGAUGCUGGGAGAAUUCGAAUUCCUUUUAUGAAUUACUUGCAUUUAACUGUAUGCAAUGAAAAGAGAUGUUGGUGUGAUUGGAACUCAGCACUGAUAUCUCAUUUUCAAAACUGUCAAUAUGCUGGCUGUGGGAUGUGCAAGCCUGUCAGAGAGCUGCAUCCUACAGAUGUUAAGGAGUCAGACAAAAAUAUGGUAGCGAUUCUCCAUAAUGAGGAAUGUAGUGGCUUUAGAUCUUCUAUCAAUGAAGCUGCUUUGCCACCAUCAAAGCGGAAGAGGGUGGAAAAUCUCCCUGUGCUUCAAUGUGGGUCUUCCAAUGCUGAUUCUGGCAAUCAGCAGUCCCCUGCUGCUGGACAUUUAUCAUUAGGGCAGUUCUUUGAAAGUCUUAUUUGCAGCAAGAAGAAUAAAACAGAGAUCAGUAACGAAAUUGUCAGCUGUGUGGAGGACCAGAAUACAGCUGGUGAAUCUUGCAAUCUUGCCAACAUCGACAUCUUGCAUGUUGCAAAUGGUUCUUUUUCCUCUACAGAGCUCACUAAUGAUUGUGGACUGCAGAAGACAGUGCAUACAUGCAGUAGUGGAACAGAUUAUAAUGAGAUUGGCAGUUCUUCCCAGAUGAGCUUAGAAAGGUUGUCUUUUCUUCCUAUAGAGCCUACUGAUGAUCAACAACAGGAGUUACAAAGUGCAUCUAAGUAUGACCAGACCACUUCAUCUGCAAGGAGCGAUUUAACUGAACCAAAAGCUGAUUAUCAGAUGGAAAUGAGAUCAGAAGAUCCAAAGAGGCUGGGUAUUUCAUUGACGGACUAUUUCACCAUUGAGCAGUUGAAGGAUCAUAUCCACAAUCUCAGUCAAUAUAAUCAGGGAUCAACUGGAAAUAUGACAGUACUUCCUAUCUCUGAGAAUGUCUGCCAAUUAUGUGGCACCGAUAGGCUUGUUUUUGUCCCAAGACCUGUAUAUUGUUCAUCAUGUUGUAAGUGUAUCAAGCGCAACUUGGUUUAUUAUUGGGCUAUGGACGAAGCUGGUGGACGGCACUGCUUUUGUACAAAAUGUUUCAGGAAGUCGUGUGGCGAUGAUGUCUCAUCCCAAGGACUAUCAAUUAGCAAAAAUAAGUUUCAAAAGGCAAAAAAUAAUGAUCAAAAUGAAGAAUCGUGGGUACAAUGUGAUAAGUGUGAAUGCUGGCAACAUCAAAUUUGUGCUCUCUAUAAUGCUAAAAAAGAUUUAGAAGGACAAGCGAAGUACAUAUGUCCAUUUUGUUGUUUAAAGGAGAUAGAAGCAGGAGAGCAUGUGCCUUUACCAGUUUCUAUCGGAGCUCAAGAUCUUCCAAGAACUAUGCUUAGUGAUCACAUUGAGCAGAGACUGUUCAGGCGCCUCAACCUAGAAAGAAAUGAGAGAGCAAAAUUGUCAGGACAGGAUGCUGAUGAGGUACCUGGUGCAGCAGAUCUAAUUGUCAGAGUGGUAUUGUCUGUUAACAGAAAUUUGAAAGUAAAGCAGCCAUUUUUGGAUCUUUGUCACAAUGAAGGUUAUCCUCCAGAGUUCCAGUACAAAUCAAAGGUGAUUCUAUUAUUCCAGAAAAUUGGAGGAGUAGAUGUUUGCCUCUUUGGAAUGUAUGUCCAAGAGUUUGGAUCAGAAUGUGCCCCUCCGAAUAGACGUUGCGUCUAUAUAUCAUAUCUCGAUUCUAUCAAGUACUUUAAACCUGAUAUAGAAACUGUGAAAGGGGAAGCUCUGCGAACUUUUGUAUACCAUGAAAUACUGAUUGGGUACAUGGAUUACUGCAAGAAACGAGGUUUUACAACCUGCUAUUUAUGGGCUUGCCCCCCUGUAAAAGGUGAAGACUACAUCUUGUAUUGCCAUCCUGAAUCUCAGAAAACACCAAAACCAGAGAAGCUCCGGUUAUGGUAUAGGUCAAUGUUAAGGAAAGCCUCUGAAGAGGAUAUCGUGGUGAACUACACUAAUUUAUAUGACCACUUUUUUGUGCCGAGUACAAGGAAUAGUGCCAGAAUAAGUGCUGCUCAUUUGCCAUAUUUCGACGGAGACUAUUGGUCGGGUGCUGCAGAAGAUAUAGUUAGGAAUAUUGAGAAAGAGAGCAGAGGUGAUUCACGGAAUAAAGUUAAAAAGCUAAUGACAAAGAGUACGUUAAAAGCAAUUGGACAUGACAAUCUUUCUGCAGAUGCAACUAAAGAUAUUCUAGUGAUGCAAAAGCUGGGGCAAACAAUCUUACCCGUGAAAGAAGAUUUCAUCAUUGUAAACUUGCAUGUUAUGUGCACAAACUGCCAACAAGCAAUAUUAUCAGAAGGUCGAUGGUCUUGUAAGCAGUGCAGAAACUUUCAUAUAUGUGCGAGGUGUCUCGCGUUGAAGGAUAACCUUAGUGAGCAGAAAACACACACUUCCAGUAGUGGAGAAGAGCAUUUACUUUCUGAGGUUGUGGUGGACGAUAUACCUGCUAGCACUGAGGACCAAGAUGCCAUUAUUGAAAAUGAUUUUUUCGAGAAUAGGCAUUCUUUUUUAAGCUUCUGCGAGAAAAAUCACUAUCAAUUUGAUUCACUCCGUCGUGCCAAGCAUUCCUCAAUGAUGAUAUUGUAUCAUCUCAACAAGAACAUUCACCUGUCUAAAACUCACUCUGGCUUCGGAAAGGAGCAAUUCGAGGGUCAGAGACCAUUGAAGGUCAAAUUAAUGGAUAUACUGGUGCAUGCAUCACAAUGCCGUGCAACCCCAAGUAAUCCCUGCUCGUACUCAGGAUGCCUCAAAAUGAGGAAACUUUUUCAACAUGCAAGCCGGUGCAGUGUUAGAGUUCCAGGGGGAUGCGCACUUUGUCGCAAAAUCUGGUCCUUACUGCAUUGGCAUUCACAGACAUGUCAAGAUAUCAGUUGCCUAGUUCCCCGUUGCAAGGACAUUAAAAAGCAUGUAGCAAGAAGGAAUCCAUUGCUUCAGAGAGGUGAAAGGGGUUAGCGACUACAUGAAAUUACAUUGCCAUGAUUGUUCAAGUGUAAAUUCAUCGCAAGUGUACAGCCAGUUCUGUAAUUGACAACGUUGAUCCGAUGCACAAUCUCAUCAGCUGGUGGCAAAGUUUUUGUGAAGAUUGCCAUAAAUCCUGCUCAAGAUCAUAGUAUAUAUGUUAAACAUGAAAUGUACAUAGUGACCAACUGUAGUUGAUUAACAUGGCUUAGGCCUUAUUAGCUUGCCUCCCUAGAGACCCAUUAUGUGGGAACUCAGGAAGUUUUUGGAGAUGAAUAUAGUAGUACAAAUAGUUAAUUUAGCUGAAGUGUAGUUGUUUGUAGAUAAAUAUAAUACAAGUAGUUAAUAUAGUCGAAGAGAAGUGUCUGGCGCAGGAUUUCCUGUUGAACAUAUAACUCAGAUCCCUAUAAUACAGGCCUCUUUGCCCCCA
Solanum tuberosum (potato) is the source of this 4671-nucleotide messenger RNA. RefSeq names its product histone acetyltransferase HAC1-like. The coding region runs from base 135 to 4235 and encodes 1366 amino acids. Lineage: Eukaryota; Viridiplantae; Streptophyta; Magnoliopsida; Solanales; Solanaceae. Gene Ontology annotation, molecular function: histone acetyltransferase activity; chromatin DNA binding; zinc ion binding. The transcript is spliced from 17 exons. The record is from RefSeq and is a predicted model, not a curated record. Gene Ontology annotation, cellular component: histone acetyltransferase complex; transcription regulator complex. Gene Ontology annotation, biological process: positive regulation of transcription by RNA polymerase II.